AUGUCUUAUAAUAAUAACAAUAGCAAUAAUAGAAAUUAUUACAAUCGAUAUUCGGGCUCAUCAAAAAAAUCUAAUGUAUUUGGAGGGCAGAGUAAUAAUAACAGCUCUGAAAGUAAUGAAUAUGGAAAUGGAAGUAGUUCAUCUGGUAAUGGAUAUAGUAAUAGAAGUUCCGAUUCAAAUAGAGGAAACUACGGAGGGUACCGGCAGAAUAUGAAUAAUUCCAAUUCUUCAAGAUAUGGUAGAUAUGAUAAGUAUAGAGGCGGCAGAAAUAGUUAUCGAGGAUCGAAUUCAUCUUAUUAUCAUACAGGGAGUUCAAGUAGUAAUAGUAACUACAAUCCUAGAAAUGCUAACUCGUACAAUAGGCGGGAUCCUCAGUUUGAUAGGUACGACUCGUAUGGCGAGAGAAGUCAGAAACCACCAGUCAAGUCCACCAAUAUAUCAAAACACCUUCCUGCUAAUGAUGCGUUUAAAAGAAACGAAGAGGAAAAUAGUGGUAAAGAUAGUCUGAUACUUUCCAAUCCAGAAAGUAAGAGGCCAAGUCCAAUAAUCGACUCUGAAAUUACACAUCAUUUAAAAGAGACUAGUGAGCCAAAUAAUAGGAAGUCUGAAUCAUUGUUUGAAGACAAGCCCGAAAUGAGGUUCGAUGAGCUUGAAACAAACCCUUUAAGUGCAGAAUUCGAGAAAACUCAAAAUAAAACGGGCAAGGUAGCAGAUGAAACGACAAAAGAUACCAGUAAUGAUAUAGAAAUGAAAAAGGAUUCUAGUCAUAUAUAUCAAGGGAAGUCAUUUUUGGUAAGAUCUAAUGAGACUCCUGUAGAUGAGAAAAAUAAAGAUAUUUCUCUACCAGAAGACUCUGAAUUAUUACCCGCUGACAGUCAUCAAAAUCUAAUGGAAAAUGAUAAUCACUCUCAGGAGGAUAUUAAGACAGAACCUAAAGAAGAGCCAAAAAAAAUAGAACCUGCUGAUAGAAGUAAUUCAGCUGACGAUCAAAAUCAGAGCGAGAACGAUCAAGAAGCUACUAAAUUAUCAUCUUCAAGCGAUCAGAAAUCAUUAAUGGACGAUAGUGGCAAAAAUGAAUCUAAUGAUAAAGAAAAUAAUGCAAACAAUGUGACAAAAGAAGAGCCUGAAUCACCAACACAAACCCAAAUGGUAGCAAACUCGUCAUAUUUAUCACCCAUUGCUGAUACUGCAUCUUUUGAUGGAUCAUUUUUGAACCAUUUGCCUGGUGUCAAUGAUGAUAAGGAAAUUAAUUCUCAUGAACUAGGAGAUAUACUUACUGAAGUAAAAGAAGAAGCAGAUGAAAAUGAUUCUGAAGCUGAAACAAUUGUUGCUCACUCACCACCAAGAAUAAAUAAAGGUAGAAAAUUAGUAAGAAAAAGAGAUUAUGAUGAAGACAGAGAAACAUUAAUCAGAACUAGAAAGAUUAUCGAUAGUUCUGAUGAUGAAGAUGAUGAUAACGAAUUGAACAGAUAUUCUAACCUUAAAGAAAAUAGUGAAAGUAAUGAUAAUAAGGAAUCUUCAAAAGAUACCGGUGCUAAAAGACCGUACAAAAUCAAGCGUGAUUCCAGUGGAAGAUCAUUACUUCAAAGGGCUUGCAAAAAGGGUAAUAUUGAUGAUGUAAAGAAACUAAUUGACAGAGGUGCAAGUCCUAAUGAGCGUGACUUCUGUGGGUUCACUUGUUUACACGAAGCAGCAUUGGAGGGUCAUAUCGAUAUUGUUAAAUUCUUAAUAGAGAAAGGAGCAGAUGUGAAUAAACAAGCCUUAAAGGCGGGUGAUUUAGAAACCCCAUUAAUUGAUGCAGCUGAGAAUAAACAUUUUGAAACUGUAAAGGCUUUGCUUGAGAACGGGGCUGAUCCAAGAAUUUUCAAUAUAGACGGGUUCACUGCAUUAACAAAAAUUUUCAAUGAACAUGACGAUGAAGAGGGCUACGAGGAUAUCAUAAAAUUGUUGGAAGAGUAUAAUACGAAAUUCUUGGAUACAAAUGACGCCAAAUCAAAACAUCAAAACAAAGAAAUAUUAAGAUCUUCAGUGUCUCCAUCUCCUUCUCGUAUAAUUGAAGAUCCAAAUGACAACUACUUUAGUGAUUUAUUGAAAAAGAAGAGUCAUGCAUCAUCCAUCUAUAAAUAUGCCGCGGAAGGCCUCAAGGAAUUUACUGCAAAUUAUUUUGUUGAAGGAGGCAGACUAGACUACAAGCCAGAUAUUUUAAUUCUAGCUGCUAGAAAUGGCCAUACAGAAUUAGUGGACAUUAUUUUAGGUUUGACUUCAGGAAAUUUUGAUAUUAACCAAGAGAACAACUGUGGUCUUACUGCUUUAUUAGCUUCUGUAGGAAGGGGUCAUUAUGAAGUUGUUAAAUUUUUGUUAUCGAAGGGCGCAAAUCCCAAUAAAAAGCGUAAACCGGAUGGUUUAAAUGCUCUUGAAAUAGCGGAAAGAGCCUCCCACUUUGAUGCAAAUGAAGUAAAACUACUUCAAGAACAUAUGAAUAAAUCUUACGAUGAUGAAGAGAAUGAUGACAGCAGCGAAAAUGACGAAUCUAUUAUGAAUGACUCAUUUGUGUCUCAGAAAGAUUCACCAAAACCUAAGAACAAGCCUUAUGAUGAGACAAUCAAUAAGAAAAGAAAAUUGUCAC
Debaryomyces fabryi is the source of this 2626-nucleotide messenger RNA. RefSeq names its product ankyrin repeat domain-containing protein. The transcript has a single exon. Gene Ontology annotation, molecular function: protein binding. NCBI's taxonomy places the organism in Eukaryota, Fungi, Ascomycota, Pichiomycetes, Serinales, Debaryomycetaceae. The annotation marks the transcript as partial. The record is from RefSeq and is a predicted model, not a curated record. Gene Ontology annotation, cellular component: cytoplasm; nucleus.